ACCCGCCACUUUCACUCUCUUUUCUUUCAAGCGAGACCCACUUUCAUUUCCUGGCCCUCCUCUGCAAAACCCAUCUCCAUUUUGUUAAGGUUUCUCUCUCUAUCUCUACACUAAAGCUCUCAUCCUCAUUCCCUGCAAAACCCAUUUCCAUAUUGUUAAGGUUUCUCUCUGUAAACGUAAAACCUCUUCUCCUUAUUGUCUGCAAAACGAAUAUCCAUCUUCUUAACAUCUCUCUCUCUAACUCUCCAAAGCUCAUCAUGGAAUGGAUUCCUUUGUUGUCCUGCCACCCUGUGUAAGAAUUCUUUCUUUUUGAUCAGAAACAAAAUCAUAUCAUCUCUCACAUUUCAUUGAACAUGUUUGCAACCUCAGCUAAGAUGCGGAACCAAUCAAUGCUCUUGGAGUCCUCCUGUGGAUCCCUGCUUCAAGAAUUGAAGCUAAUAUGGGAUGAAGUGGGGCAAGACCAGUUGGAGAGAGACAAAGUCCUUCUUGAAUUGGAACAGGAAUGCCUGGAUGUUUACAAGAGGAAAGUGGACAAUGCCAACAUAUCCAGAGCGCGCCUGCACCAAAUGCUCGCGGAUUCACAAGCCCAAUUCACCCAUCUUCUUGUCUCUCUAGGAGAAAGAUCUUUCUCAUGGAGGCCAGAGAAGAUAUGUGGGACACUUAAAGAGCAGCUCAAUUCAAUCACUCCUGCCCUUCGCGAACUCCAAAAGCUCAAGGAAGAGAGAGUUAAGCAAUUUCAAGACAUCCAACUCCAAAUACAGAAGAUCUCAGCUGAAAUUGCAGGGGACCCUGCAUCUAAAGUUUCAUCACAAGAUCUCUCUCUUGAUGAGACUGAUCUCUCUCUCAAGAAGCUAGAGGAGUACCAAUCUGAGCUUCAGCAGCUUCGCAAAGAAAAGAGCGAUAGACUUGAGAAAGUUGAAGAGUACAUUCGAUGUGUGUGCGAACUCUCUGCUACCUUGGGAAUAGACUCAUCAAAGAUCAUUUUGGAGGUCCAUCCAAGCUUGGAUGGCUCUUCGAGAGAGCAAUCAAAGAACAUAAGUGAUACCAUUUUGGCCUGUCUCAGCAGCACUGUGGAUUCACUCAAAAAGGAGAAGGAGAACCGCUUGGAAAAGCUUCACAAACUGGGAAAGGCACUAACAAACUUAUGGGACCUGAUGGACACACCCCCCCAAGAUCGGAGAUUAUUUGCUCAUGUCACUAACUACGUAUCAGUCUCUGCUGAAGAAAUAUCGAAUCCUGGAAGUCUUGCUCUUGAUAUUAUUAACCAGGUUGAGACUGAAGUGAAGAGAUUGGACCAGCUAAAAGCAAGUAAAAUGAAAGAGCUUUUCCUUAAGAAACAGAACGAGCUCGAUGAUAUUUGCAGGAGAACUCACAUGGAGAUACCCUCUCAAUCAGAAAUUGAUAAUUUAAUGAACCUAAUAAACUCUGGUGCAAUCGAUCAUGCUGAUCUCCUUGCAAGUAUGGAUGAACAGAUAGCUAAAGCUAGAGAAGAGGCAUUAAGUAGAAAUGAUAUAAUGGAGAAGGUGGAAAAGUGGAUGAGUUCCUCCAAAGAAGAACGUUGGUUGGAAGAAUAUAAUAGAGAUGAGAACAGGUACUCGGUCAGCAGAGGAGCCCAUAAGAAUUUGAAGCGUGCGGAGCGUGCUAGGAUCAUGGUUAACAAAAUUCCUGCUCUGGUUGAUCUGCUGAUAGCGAAGACUAAACAGUGGGAGCAUGAAAGGAAGAAAGUAUUUUUGUAUGAUGAUAUGUUUGUGCAGGUACCCUUGCUGGCCAUGCUAGAUGAGUACAAUUUGUCAAGACAAGAAAAGGAAGAGGAGAAACAGAGGCAAAGGGAAAAGAAGAGACUACAAGCUCAGGCAGUUGCAGCAGUCGAACAAGAGAAUAUGUUCAGCACAAGGCCAAGCACAAGUGCUCGACGCCUCUCAAACAGAAGCAUAAAUGGGAGUUUUGGGGCUGCCACACCACUAAACAGGCGGCUAUCCAUGGGAAUUCAACAGUUGGGCUCAAAUGGCAUCACCUCUGCAACUCAAGGCAUCUCCUUCAUCAAGGAAGUUAAGAAGACCAACAGGCCAAAGAAGCUCUUAAACUCACUUUACAUCUCUCAUAUCAGAGAUGAUGGUUGUACUCAGGUCUCUCCAACAAGCUCAGCCCCAUUGUCUCCUUCCUUUGGAGAACAUUAGAUGGCCCGGAAGCCUCCCAUUGAGAAUUCAGUUCCCUUUCUAGGAGCACAAGUUAGUGGUAAGUUUCUCAUGAAAUAUGUGAAAGAAGGUUAUUUACUUGGCAGUUUGCUAUGCCAGAGUUUGUAAUUUUUGUAUUAUAAUAAAGCCAGUGUGGCUUUGUUCUC
Messenger RNA from Amborella trichopoda, 2341 nucleotides. It is a transcript of the gene MAP65-8, whose product is annotated as microtubule-associated protein 65-8. NCBI's taxonomy places the organism in Eukaryota, Viridiplantae, Streptophyta, Magnoliopsida, Amborellales, Amborellaceae. Gene Ontology annotation, cellular component: spindle; cytoplasm. Gene Ontology annotation, molecular function: microtubule binding. The record is from RefSeq and is a predicted model, not a curated record. Gene Ontology annotation, biological process: microtubule cytoskeleton organization.